AUGUCGGACCCCUCUCCCCUCCCUUCCACCUGGGACGCCUGCGAUUCGUGGGCCACCCGUCUGGAGAAUGCUGUAUCUUCGGUGCCCCCUCUCACCGGGGCCUCGAAUUAUCACCCUUGGGCCAAAAAGCUCCAGAUUGUCUUGUCUGGGGUCCGUGGGUGUCUCUGUCUGCUGGACGAGCCCCCUGAUGCCUCCGCUACUCCCUCCUCCACAUCUCCUCCUGCAGCGAUCUUAAACCACCUUGACGCUACUCUUGCGCUCGUUCUCGUGGGUUUACUCAGCCCCGCUCUCGUCUCUCAAUUCGAGUCCGUCAUCCUCGACCACCCUUCUCGAGCCGCCCGUACCCUCUGGCUCAAGCUGGAGGCCGCUUACGGCACUCGCUGGUCCUUCCACCUGUGGCAGUCUGUCCAGGCUCUCUCCUCCCAGCCCCAGGGCUCUACUCCGGUGACGGAGUUCAUGACGUCCCGCAAGCAGAAGUUCGAGGCGCUCAAGGCUGCCGGGUACGACUUCGAUCGGUGGUUCCUGGAUAAUCUCGUCGCCGAUCUUGCUCCUCAUUUCGGUCCCACUGUUCGCGGUCUCGACUUUGCUACCUUGACCUUUGACUCUCUGUACGCUGCUGUUCGGGGGGUCGAUGACAGUCACCGUCUCCAUGCCGCGCCGCCCUCCUCUUCUAUGACCCUUGCGGCCUUUGGCACUCCGGUCAACCCUCGUGUCCCUUCCUCCGCCAUCUCCGCGUCCACAAGUUCUAUACAGCGCCACAGUUUUCAUUCCUCGCCUCUUCCCCGUACACCCUCAGUACCUCCCCACACGUCCCGACCAGGGACCCCUCCACUGCCUCCAUCACCCGUCACCCUCGUCGUCAACGAGGUGACGAUCCACCGCUCUACCAAACAUCGCUCAAGGAUCUACUUGCUAUACCACUACACCCACCCCGAGAAGAAGCAUAGUACCACGUCUCGGUGGGAUUCAUUUCCUGCAUUCCUCAUUCCCGCCAUCCGUGGAUUCUGGGCUUCUACCCCCGCUCCUCCCCUCCUUUACUACAAGGAACGGGCCCUCGCAUUGCUGCCGCCCACGGAGGCUUAG
Messenger RNA from Cryptococcus wingfieldii CBS 7118, 1083 nucleotides. RefSeq lists its product as hypothetical. The record is from RefSeq and is a predicted model, not a curated record. The transcript has a single exon. Bases 1 to 1083 code for a protein of 360 amino acids. NCBI's taxonomy places the organism in Eukaryota, Fungi, Basidiomycota, Tremellomycetes, Tremellales, Cryptococcaceae.